Messenger RNA from Sebastes umbrosus (honeycomb rockfish), 5859 nucleotides. RefSeq names its product death-associated protein kinase 1 (gene dapk1). Gene Ontology annotation, biological process: positive regulation of apoptotic process; MyD88-dependent toll-like receptor signaling pathway; positive regulation of canonical NF-kappaB signal transduction. Gene Ontology annotation, molecular function: ATP binding; protein serine/threonine kinase activity; TIR domain binding. The transcript has 24 exons. The record is from RefSeq and is a predicted model, not a curated record. The coding region runs from base 966 to 4877 and encodes 1303 amino acids. Lineage: Eukaryota; Metazoa; Chordata; Actinopteri; Perciformes; Sebastidae. Gene Ontology annotation, cellular component: cytoplasm; nucleus.
ACAAACAGCAGCAGCAAGAGUACAUACUGUCCAUUUCGUCAGCUUGUAUUGUACACACUGAUAACAAACUAUGAACCAAUUCUACACUACAUACUAAUGCUAAGCAGGUUUUCGAGUAUUUUGUAAAAAUGACAAAACUAUGUAUUAGAGAUGAAAAGAGUAGUCGUGGUUUCUUCUCCCUAAUGUGCAAAACAAACCGAACCAAAACCCUGACCCAAAACUGCAGUACAAACCAAACCGUGGGCUUGUUGAAGCGUUGCACCACUACUAUUUAGUAUGGAGUUGGGACACAACAGUAGACAUUAAAUUCAUGCGUGUGUCCUUUGUAGAUCUUUUGUUUCAGACAUUUCAUCAAAUGCAAAUGAGACUUUUUCAAGUGAUUAGUUUCGGUAACGUCCUCGAAAUGAGAACCAAAAACAGAAUUGAACAGUUGUAGAGAUGAAGAGAUCCACUCCUCUGAUGAUUGUGAGAUUUCCAUGAAAACACUUUGGACACAGAAGAUGAUGACUUGUUCAAGGUCAUGUUACGUUUAGACAACACAGUUUGAUAUUUUCUUUGAAAAGACAAAAACACCCGUACUGUUUUGCUCUCAUCAGAGGUCACAGUAAAGUGUUGCCUGUUGUUCAGCCCCCCAGAGUAGUUAACAUCCAUUUUCUAAAAUGCCAGCCCUCUUGAGAAGUGGAUUUGCAGCAUUAUGUGAAUAUAUCUCCUUUUAUAUCAGUUUCUCUUUGUAUCUAUGUGUUUUUUGAACCAAUGCAUCUGAGGCUAAUUACCAUGACUAAUAUGUUUUGGUUUAUUUUCGGCUUAUCUCCUUUUUAUUAUGGGGUGUGUGUAGUUUAAAACUCCUGAGGGAAAAAGAGUAAAGGUCAUGGUGUACUCACAGCGCAGACACACCAUACAGUACAACAAUCUUCUCAAAUCAUCCAUCAGAGUUCGGGACAUUCGGCCUCCAGCCGGAGAACAUCAUGCUGCUGAACCGCUCAGUGCCUCACCCGCGCAUCAAGCUCAUUGACUUCGGCCUGGCACACAAGAUCGAUUUUGGCAAUGAUUUUAAAAACAUUUUUGGAACUCCAGAAUUUGUAGCUCCAGAAGUAGUCAACUAUGAACCUUUGGGCCUGGAGGCAGACAUGUGGAGUGUCGGUGUGAUAACCUACAUCCUUCUGAGUGGUGCGUCUCCUUUCCUGGGCGACAACAAGCAGGAGACUCUGGCCAACGUGUCGGCCGUCGACUACACGUUCGACGAGGAGUUCUUCAACAGUACCAGCAUCCUGGCCAAAGACUUCAUAGCAAGGCUCCUUGUCAAAGACCCCAAAAAGAGAAUGACGAUUCAGGAUAGCCUCCUGCACCCCUGGAUCAAGCCAAAAGACACUCAACAAGCACUGAGCAGAAAGGAGUCGGCUGUCAACAUGGAGAAGUUCAAGAAGUUUGCAGCUCGAAGGAAAUGGAAACAAUCCGUCCGACUCAUCUCCUUAUGCAACCGCCUGUCCCGCUCCUUCCUGUCCAGAAGCAACAUAAGUGUGGCGCGCAGCGACGACACGUUGGAUGAGGAAGACUCCUUUGUGAUGAAGGCCAUCAUCCACGCCAUAAACGACGACAACGUGCCCGGUCUGCAGCAUCUGCUCGGCUCUUUGAACAGUUACGACGUCAACCAGCCCAACAAGCAUGGGACUCCUCCCCUCCUGAUUGCAGCCGGCUGUGGCAACAUUCAGAUCAUCGAGGUGCUGAUGAGGAAAGGAGCAGAGAUCAAGGCCCAUGAUAAGAGCGGAGCCAACGCUAUCUACUACGCAGCGAGACACGGCCACGUCGAGACCCUGAAAUUCCUCCAUGAAAAGAAAUGCCCUCUGGAUGUCCAAGAUAAGUCCGGUGAGACUGCUCUUCACGUGGCGGCUCGUUACGGCAACGUGGAUGUGGUGAGCUACCUGUGCAGCAUCCGGGCCAACCCAGACCUGGCUGACAGGGAGCAGGAGACCCCGCUGCAUUGCGCUGCGUGGCACGGAUACUCGCCAGUAGCCAGAGCGCUCUGCCAGGCAGGCUGCCACGUGGACGCCAAGAACCGUGAGGGGGAGAGUCCGCUGCUGACUGCAUCUGCUCGGGGCUUCUCGGACAUCGUGGAGUGCCUGGUGGAGCAUAGGGCCGAUCUAGAGGCGACUGACAAGGACGGCCACACGGCGCUCCACCUGGCUGUACGGAGGUGUCAGGUUGAAGUGGUCCGCUGCCUCCUCAGACACCACUGCCACCUGGACCAGCAGGAUCGCCAUGGCAACACGCCGCUGCACAUCGCCUGUAAAGACGGAAACCUGCCCGUCGUCACGGCGAUCUGCAACGCCAAGGCCAACCUCGACCUCCCCAAUAAGUAUGGCAGAACUCCCCUCCACCUGGCUGCUAACAACGGGAGCCUUGAGGUUGUCCGUCACCUCUGCCUGGCUGGAGCCAAUAUCGACGCCGUCACCAACGAUGGAAAGACAGCAGAGGAUUUGGCUCAUACUGAUCAACAUGAACUCAUCGUCUCUUUGUUGGGAAAGCUUAAAAAGGACAACCACAAACUGAGCUACAUCCAGCAGCUGCGGCCAACUCAAACCGUCCAGCCCAGGAUCAAGCUGAAGCUGUUCGGACACUCCGGAGCCGGGAAGAGCACCCUGCUGGAGUCUCUGAAAUGUGGCAUCCUGCGCAGCUUCUUCAGGAGGAAGAGGACACGCAUGACCAACACCACCCGCCACCCCAACUCCCCCGUCAACUCCAAACCUGCCGUGUCGGCGAGCAUUUCCAACCUGUACCCGGGCUGUGAGAAUGUGAGCGUGCGGAGUCGCAGCAUGAUGUUUGAGCCCAGCCUGACUAAAGGAGUCCUGGAGGUCUUCUCCCCCGUCACCAACGCUCUGUCCACGGCUGACGACCAGGCCACAAAGGCCAUCGACAUCCAGCACGGUAACAUCCACGGCGUCGGGGAGUUCAGCGUGUGGGAGUUUUCGGGGAACCCGGUCUAUUACUGCUCCUACGACUAUUUUGCAGCCAACGACACCACAGCGAUCCACCUGGUCCUGUUCAGCCUGGAGGAGCCGUACGAGACCCAGCUGGGCCACAUCACCUACUGGCUGAACCUGCUGAAAGCCCUCAACCUGCCACAGGAAAACAUCUCCUUCGGAGGUCGGGUCCAGCAGCCUCUCGAGGUCGUUCUGGUGGCGACGCACGCCGACCUCGCUGACGUCCCCAGAGCUUUUUCUGGAGAGUUCACCUACGACAAGGAGAAGGCUCUGCUCAAGGAAGUCAGGAACAGGUUUGGGGUCGACCUGCAGAUCAGUGACAAGUUCUUUGUGAUGGACGCCGGAGGCUCAAACUCAAAAGAAGUGAAGCUGCUGAGGAGUCACCUGCAGGAACUUCGCGCCAGCAUCAUCUCUAGGUGUAGUCCCAUGACGCUGCUGUCGGAGCGCUUGCUGACCACCCUGCCGACCUGGAGGAAGCUGAGCGGACCCAACCAGCUGACGUCGUGGCAGCAGUUUGUGAGCGACGUCCAGGAGCACAUCAACCCUCUGGUCAGCCAGGAUCACCUCCGCACGCUGGCCCUGCAGCUGCACAGCAUGGGGGAGAUCAACAUCAUGCAGAGUGAGACGGUGCAGGAUGUCGUCCUGCUGGAGCCUCGUUGGCUUUGCAGCAACGUCCUCGCCAAGCUGCUCUCUGUGGAGACGCCCAAGGCCAUCCACCACUACAGGGGGCGCUACAGGCUGGAGGAGGUGCAGGCUCUGGCUCCGGAGAGCGACGUGGACGAGCUGCUGCAGAUCCUGGACGCCAUGGACGUCUGCGCCCGCGACGCCACCAACCCCGCCAUGGUGGAUGUUCCCGCCCUCAUCAAGACAAACGGCCUCCACCGCUCCUGGACGGAAGAGGAGGAGGAGGAGUCGAUGCUCUACGGCGGGGUACGACUCGUCCCCGCGGAGCACCUGACCCCGUUCCCCUGUGGCCUGUUUCACAAACUGCAGGUGAACCUGUGUCGAUGGAGCCACCAGCAGAAGCCCGAGGAGGACGGCGGGGAGGAUUUCGAUGGCGAUAUCCACCUGUGGACCAACGGAGCCAAGGUGAGCCAGGGAGCAGUAGAGGCUAUGAUCCUGCUGGUCAACCACGGCCAGGGCGUGGAGAUUCAGGUACGCGGGCACGAAUCAGAGCGGGCCAAGUGCUACACCCUGUUGGACACAGCCUGUAGCAUAACGGAGAACCUGCUGGCCUCCACGCUGCCCGGACUGCUCACAGCCAAAUACUACCUGAGUCCUCAGCAGCUGCGGGAGCACCACGCCCCCAUCAUGAUCUACCAACCCAAAGAUUUCUUCCGGGCCCAAGUCCAGCGGGAGAACUCGCUCACCAACACCAUGGGCGGCUACCGAGAGAGCUUCAGCAGCAUCCUGUCUUUCGGCUGCGCUGAAGUUUACCAGCAGGGGACUCUGGGAACGGACAUCCACAUAUCAGACGUCCCCCUGUUGGCUCGAAGGAAGCUCUGCCGCAUGCUGGACCCUCCUGACGCUCUGGGGAAAGACUGGUGCCUGCUCGCCAUGAACCUCGGCCUCACAGACUUGGUGGCCAAACACAGCAAUGGGACUCCAAAUGGCACCCCUGAGCUGGACUCGGACCCGGACUCCCAGCAGGCCGUGCUGCCGCCCAGCCCGACGGCGGCGCUGCUGCGGGAGUGGAGCGGGCGAGCGGAUAGCACGGUGGGCGUGCUGAUGGCCAAACUGAGGGAGCUCGGCCGCCGAGACGCCGCCGACUUCCUGCUCAAAGCUUCGCCUGUUUUCAGGGUCAACAUGGAAGCGGUGGUCGGGGCCGCCAACGGCUACCCUCCCGCCUGCAACGGUGGCACAUCGUACAACUCCAUCAGCUCCGUCAUCUCCCGCUGAACUGAACGGGAUCGGCUUUCUGUCCUCGCCAAAACGUCAGAUAGUCUGAUUUCCCCUGAAACAGGACGUGUGUGUGAAUGAACAUGAAGUGCAAUCGUUCAGCUGCUCGCUCCUUAAUCACUCCAUUAAGUCGGCGUAUGAACCAGAUGUUGUGUUUGUGCUCUCCACACCUGUACAGCUGACCUUUCCUUCCACUAUGAAUGUUGUGAAAGAGCUGAUUGUCCUGAGCUCCAAAGAGGAAUCCUGUGCUUUUAUUCUGUUCUUAAUCUUGUUGUGCUGCUUAUUUAAUAUCCCUCCUACUCUACUGCACACUUAAGUCUCACUCAUCUUACAGCUAAAACACAGAAAAGCUACAUUUUUAAAAUCAACUCUACGUGAAGGGAUGAUUAAAAAGGUGGCAGCCUCGUGUUUGGACCUUUUUUCAUAUCCAAGUGAAAACUGAGGACAUGCCAUCUUUACUCCAUCCGUCACAGUUGCAUAUAAUAUUAUCUCCCUCCUUGCUUCUGUUUGACAUUUGGGGCCGUUCAGCUUAGUGUUUAAUAAAUUAACAGCAUUUUUCAGAGUGCCUUUGUGGCUUUCUACCUCCCUAAAGAGCACAAAUAGUCUUGUUCUUAUAUAAAAACAGUAGUUCUUUCCAAACAUUUGAAGAACUGUGCCUUGUUGACACUAAUAGGACAAUUAAUUUCAAUUAAGUCUACAGUCUUAAAAUUGAAAAAGCUUACAUUUCAGACCGGAAAAAGGAAACAAAAGCUCGGCUCACGUUACGACUACAUUUUACCGGCAGAAACAAACAGAAAGCUGAAAUCGAUCUGUUUUCUGUUUAGUGUUUGGGAGUCGCUGCAGGAGAUGAAACAUCUUAUUAGAGUCAGUGUGGAGACGAUGGGACGCUCUGUGGGGAAACAACGUCAUUCAUGUUUAGUUGAUGCAUUUGUGGGUUCGUACAGAUUAACUUCUUGGAAGCGUUAUUUCUUCAUUCAUCCAA